This is a messenger RNA of Capsicum annuum, 1254 nucleotides long. Its product is annotated as chitinase 6. Gene Ontology annotation, biological process: chitin catabolic process; cell wall macromolecule catabolic process; carbohydrate metabolic process. Lineage: Eukaryota; Viridiplantae; Streptophyta; Magnoliopsida; Solanales; Solanaceae. The coding region runs from base 184 to 1020 and encodes 278 amino acids. The transcript is spliced from 2 exons. The record is from RefSeq and is a predicted model, not a curated record. Gene Ontology annotation, molecular function: chitinase activity; chitin binding.
ACACUCAAAUAAAUUUAAAAUCAACCUAUACCAGAAGUUCACACUAAAAUUGCUCAAUCAUAAACAAUAAUUCAACAUUACUUGCUCAACUUUUUUGGCUUCUAUAUAUACUUAGUAUCAUUUAGUUUAUAUUUCCUCAGCCUAGUAGAUCAAAAAUAAGUUCGUUUUUUUUCCUCACCAAAAAUGAUUGAUUUUUCUUCAAGAAAGCUGUUGAUCUCGUUAUUUAUUUGUACUACAACUAUAGUUGUAAUUCCAAAGCUGAUGUUGGCUCAGAAUUGUGAGUGUGAAGAAGGAUUGUGUUGUAGUAAAUGGGGUUAUUGUGGCAUUGGAAAUGGUUAUUGUGGAAAAGGCUGCCAAGGAGGGCCAUGUUAUUUUAAUAUUUCACCAAAAUAUAAUGUUAAGAGAGUUGCUGAAAUUGUUACUGAAUCAUUCUUUAACGGGAUUUCUGAUCAAGCUGAUUCAAAUUGUGAAGGCAAAGGUUUUUUCACAAGAUCUGUGUUUCUUGAAGCUGUCAAGUGCUAUCCUGAAUUCGGGACUGUUGGUUCUUCUGAUGAUAAUAAGCGCGAAAUUGCUGCUUUCUUUGCUCAUGUCACCCAUGAGACUGGACAAAUGUGCUACAUAAAUGAGAUAAAUGGUGCAUCUAGGGACUAUUGUGAUAUGACAAACUAUUUGUACCCUUGUGUCUCUGGAAAGAAUUAUUACGGCCGAGGACCGAUCCAACUAUCAUGGAACUUCAAUUAUGGACCAGCCGGAAAAGCCAUCGGAUUUGAUGGCCUAAAUGAUCCCGAUAUCGUAGCUAGAGAUAGUCUUAUAUCAUUCAAGACAGCCUUGUGGUACUGGAUGAAUAAUUGCCAUUCUCUAUUAACUUCUAGACAAGGUUUCGGAGCGACAAUUCGAACCAUUAAUGGCCUUCUUGAGUGUAAUGAUGCCAAUCCUGAGGCUGUUGCCAGAAGGGUUCAAUAUUACAUCGAGUAUUGCGAGCAACUUGGUGUAGACCCUGGGGAUAAUCUCUCUUGUUAGAAGACUUGAAAUAUAGUUCAUGGACUUUGAAUUAAUAAUGACUAGAAAAUGGAGAUUUUGUUGUUUUAUUCCUAUGUAAGAAAUUUUAGUAAUGUAAUGGAAAGAGUUGUUUCAUUUAUGAAUGAAGAAUUACUACUUGAGUUCGAUUUCAGCACAAAUAUGUAGUGCCCAAUGAUCCUCUACAAUGAACUUCAUGUGUAUUAUGCCUAAGAAGCACCCCUGGUUUUCUCUUCC